AUGGACUUAUUCCCUGUUACAAAAGAAGAAAGGAAACAGAUUUUGAAACAGUAUAACGUCACUGAAGCUGAAGUUGAAGAUGGAGUAAAAACGAUCAAAAUAUGGAAAGAAAAAGUACAACAUCUACCAACAAAUAUAACUGACGACUUUAUUGCAAGAGUUCUACUAAAAAAUAAGUUUCGCGUAGAACACACCAAAGAAAAAUUAGACAAUUAUUUCACACUGCGAGGUCAAAAUCAGGAUCUGAUUUAUGGUUUGGAAAAUAUUGUUCCAUCUAAACACCUUGGUUUGUGCAUGCCAAUGUCUAAAUUAACACCUAACCUUGAACGUGUCGUUAUAUUAAAAUUAUUGAACACAAAUUCCGACAUAUACGACGCAGAAGAAUAUUUUAAAUUCAUCGUAGCUAUAGCAGAGCUAAGUCUACAGUAUGACGACAGCAUAGGAACAAGGUAUAUAUUUGAUUUUGAAGGGUUUUCUUUGAAACAUUUGGUGAAGUUUAAUCCAGUGCUACUAGCUAAACUUUUCACAUUUAUUCAAGUGAAAAUUUAUUCAGAUAUAAAACCUCUGUACGAUAUAAUUCCCAAAGAAUGUUUACCAUCCGAAUAUGGCGGUAGUUGCAGACAAUGGGAUGAAGCCUUUAAAAACCAUAAAAGUUUUUUUAUCGAAAAUUACAACAAUGUUGCCUUGGAGCAUCUGCGACCAGAGGAUAUGAAAACAAGUGAUGCAUUUGGGCCUGACGGAACAUUCAAGAAAUUAACUGUGGACUAG
Messenger RNA from Zophobas morio, 768 nucleotides. RefSeq lists its product as uncharacterized. Bases 1 to 768 code for a protein of 255 amino acids. The transcript has 5 exons. Gene Ontology annotation, molecular function: phosphatidylinositol bisphosphate binding. Gene Ontology annotation, cellular component: membrane. NCBI's taxonomy places the organism in Eukaryota, Metazoa, Arthropoda, Insecta, Coleoptera, Tenebrionidae. The record is from RefSeq and is a predicted model, not a curated record.